Messenger RNA from Elaeis guineensis (African oil palm), 1691 nucleotides. Its product is annotated as patellin-6. The record is from RefSeq and is a predicted model, not a curated record. NCBI's taxonomy places the organism in Eukaryota, Viridiplantae, Streptophyta, Magnoliopsida, Arecales, Arecaceae. Gene Ontology annotation, molecular function: lipid binding.
CACGCAUACAUAAAGCAGGGCUAUCCCCCAAGUGUUCGUUUACGAAGGACAACGUGAUAACUGCGACCCUACAAUUCCAGCACCAACGAUGUCGGUGUUUGAACGGUUCAAGCACCCCUCAGCCAACCAUCCUGCCUCCGCUAACCCAACUGGCCCGGCUGUCUUGACCCAUCUCCCGUUACCAAGAAAACCUUGCCAUGCUCGUCUCCCCCCACCACCACCAACCAUUCCCAGAUCCACGGGGCCUUGGCUUCCCAUCCACCAUCACCGGAAGGAAGCCAUGGCCAUGGCAUCGAUGCCCGAGCCUAAAUCCUCCGAUGAAGAUCUCAGGCCCUGCGAAAAGAAAGCUCUGCAUGAGUUCCGGGCGAGAGUGGAAGAGGCGAUCGUCGGCACCCAGCAGCUGGUGAAACCGUCCGGGCGCGAGAAGAGCAAGAGCCGCGUCGCGUGCGGGGUGGAGGAUCUGCGCGAGGUUUCGUUGUGGGGCAUUCCACUGUUGCCAAGCCAUGGCCACGAAGGGACCGACGUCAUCCUCCUCAAGUUUCUGCGGGCAAGGGAAUUCAAGGUCUCCGACGCAUUUGCGAUGCUCCAAAAGACCUUACGAUGGAGAAGGGAAUUCGGAGCGGACAACAUCUUGGAGGACGAGGAUUUGGGGCUGGCCGAGCUGGAUGACGCGGCCUACGUGAAUGGCACGGACAAGGAGGGCCACCCCGUGUGCUACAACAUCUGCGGGGCGUUCAAAGACAAGGAUUUGUACCGCAAGACCUUCGGGAGCAAGCAGAGGCGCGACAGCUUUCUGCGGUGGAGGGUUGGGUUCAUGGAGAAGGGCAUCCAGCAGCUCAGCUUCAAGCCCGGGGGAGCGGGAUCCUUGCUUCUUCAAGUCAUAGACCUCAAGGACUCCUGCGGCCCCGACAUGAAGGAGCUCCGCAGCGCCACCAAGAAGGUCGUCUCCGUUCUCCAGGACAACUAUCCGGAAUUCGUCGUCAAGAAUAUAUUCAUUAAUGUAUCAUUCGGGUAUUACGUUUACCAUGCAUUAUUUUCUAACCUCAUCACACCAAGAAGCAAGAGCAAGUUUAUAUUUGCCAGGCCUUCUAAAGUUCUGGAAACACUCCUCAAGUAUAUAGCCCCAGAGGAAAUACCAGUACAAUAUGGUGGCUUUAAAAGGGAGGAUGAUGAUGAAUUUUCACCAGAAAAUCCAGUCUCAGAGUUGGUCAUUAAAGGUGGUGGUACGGCAACCAUUGAAAUUCCCCUAGUUGAGCCAGGAGUGACCGUUGUUUGGGACAUCACGACGGUAGGAUGGGAAGUAAUCUAUAAGGAGGAGUUCAUCCCAGAUGAUGAAGGCUCAUAUAGGGUCUUGAUUCAAAAGGAAAAAAAGAUGGAAGAGAGCGUUAGGAAUUCCUUCUACAUCAAUGAACCUGGGAAGGUGGUGUUGACGAUAGAAAAUCGCACUUACAAGAAGAAGAGGGUCUACCACAGAUCCAAAAGCAAGCCCACCAUCCCCUUGUACAAUUUGUUAAACCAAACUGAACAUCCCAUUGUAUAGUUUGCUAUGAAAGGGUAUACACUUUUAACACCUUUCCCUGACUACCAACAAUCGCGAUGUGCAAUAUUUAUGACCAUUAUUUCCUUCAAAGGAAAAUGAAGAAAAGAACUAUGAUCAUAUAAUAUAAUUUCAAGAAUUAGUACUCCAUUUA